Molecule: messenger RNA, 3448 nt
Organism: Pipistrellus kuhlii (Kuhl's pipistrelle)
Lineage: Eukaryota; Metazoa; Chordata; Mammalia; Chiroptera; Vespertilionidae
Gene: DIRAS2
Product: DIRAS family GTPase 2
Exons: 2
Coding region: 173-772 (199 amino acids)
Biological process (GO): signal transduction
Cellular component (GO): plasma membrane
Molecular function (GO): GDP binding; GTP binding; GTPase activity
Source: RefSeq, a predicted model, not a curated record
UGUGCCCGUCCCAGCAGGCAUCCCGUGUCUUCGCUCCAUCCUUCUCUCCCUGAAGACCAUCCUGCUCACACAGCCUGGCUCCCGGUGGCCCUGCUUUCUCCUGAUUCUCUCCGCUGGGCCGGCAUCUCCGGGCCUCUGCAGGCGCUGUGGCUGAGAGGCAGCCUCAGGCAACAUGCCGGAGCAGAGCAACGACUACCGCGUGGCCGUGUUCGGGGCGGGCGGCGUGGGCAAGAGCUCGCUGGUGCUGCGGUUCGUGAAGGGCACCUUCCGCGAGAGCUACAUCCCCACCGUGGAGGACACCUACCGGCAGGUCAUCAGCUGCGACAAGAGCAUCUGCACGCUGCAGAUCACGGACACCACGGGCAGCCACCAGUUCCCCGCCAUGCAGCGCCUGUCCAUCUCCAAGGGCCACGCCUUCAUCCUCGUGUACUCCAUCACCAGCCGCCAGUCCCUGGAGGAGCUCAAGCCCAUCUACGAGCAGAUCUGCGAGAUCAAGGGUGACGUGGAGAGCAUCCCCAUCAUGCUGGUGGGCAACAAGUGCGAUGAGAGCGCGGGCCGCGAGGUGGAGAGCGGCGAGGCGGAGGCGCUGGCGCGCCGCUGGAAGUGCGCCUUCAUGGAGACCUCGGCCAAGCUCAACCACAACGUCAAGGAGCUCUUCCAGGAGCUGCUCACCCUGGAGAAGCGCAGGACCGUGAGCCUCCAGAUCGACGGCAAGAAGAGCAAGCAGCAGAAGAGGAAAGAGAAGCUCAAGGGCAAGUGCGUGGUCAUGUGAGGCCCUCCCGCGCCCUGCCCCCUCCCGCCCCUCUCCCCGUGAAGCCCCCCGCCAGGCCGCAUGUAAGAUGCCCACACGUUAACUCUCACUUGGACCGAGACUUGCCCUGUCGUCCUCAAGAGGGCAUCCACACCACCAACAAUGAGCCCCUGUCCGAACCAGGAGCCGCCAGACGGUCCAGCGAAAACCCGCGUGCCGGCGGGGGAGGGGGCCGAGUGCCCGCAGCCUCUGUGGCCUCUGGGUGUGUGUGUGUGUGUGUGUGUGCCGCCAGGAGUGGAGCGAGGGAGGGAGUGCCCUGCAUGCGUGUCCAAGCAUGUUCACCGGGCUGCAGGUCCACCACAGACCAGCCUGUCCUCCGCUCAGCAGCGGUGCCAUCCUGGGGGGACGGGGCAGGGGAAGCGGGAGAAGCCAGGCCAGAGCUGCUUUCCUCCUGGUUCUUUAGCUGGAUUGGAACCACAGCCUCCCCAGAGGUGCUCACUCCGCUGGCCUGUGAGCCCGGGGUGCCCUCCCCUGGGCCGCCUUGCGGAGGCUUUCUGUUCUCCAGCGGUCGGGUUCCGGACGCCCGCCUGUGAGCGCUGCGGGCGUGAGCACGGGCACCUCGGUUACGAGCCCUGCUCUGGCACCCAGAGGGUUUCCCCGUGAGGUUUCCUCCUCUAGCGCCCGCGAAGCCUCAGAUUGUAAACACAAGCGACAAUGGCUGUCUUCCGCGUCCUGUUCUGGCCGUGGGGCUGUCCUCUGCCCGGGGACCUGACCUGCGGGCAGCCGGGAGGCCGUGGGGCGGAGCACCUGCCCUCCAGGGGCCGCGGCGGGAGUGGCCCCCCCCCCCGCUCCCCCGCACUGAAGGGCAGUGGUCGCUGUCUCCUGCCCUUGGGCACUGCACUCCGGAAACGCCUCGGGCAGCACCCGGUCUCCAGGUGCCCUCAGAAGCGCCGCCUUCUGAUGAUCUUCUCCUGAUGAUCUGCCUGCACCCUAGCCCUGCAGCCCGAUCGAAGCCAUGCUGGUCCCUGCCCGGCGGGCGCCCGGGCGGGCCGUGGGGCCGAGGCCGCCUGUCUAAUUCUCUGCCGUCCAGUGUCCGGUUUGGCUCUGCUUCCCGAAAAUUCCCGCUGACGGAGCCCAAGUUCUCCCUUUUGUUCCCGACUCCGGAAUCUCCUCUUGGCGGUCCUCCUGAGCCCGCCUGGCAGCCGACGUGGCCCUGGCCACCUGCCAUGGGCAGCAGCCGGCAGAGGUGUUGCCUGUGGGGCGGCUGCACCUCCUCGGCCCUCUCCCGGCACCUGCUCCGGGGCAGGCCCGAGGCCAUCGCAGUGGCGCUCCCACUCCAGAUGCCAACAAACCCUGUCAGCCUUCCGGGGACCUUCCUGCCAUUGUCUCACCCUCUGUUCCAAUGCCUCCCCUCCCCGUCCCCUCCCUAAGGUCAGUGUGUGGGAGGUGCUGGCCGCCCACCUGAGCCGGGAGUGGGUGGGAGGCCCGAUGUCAGCGGCCGAGGGGGCCAGGCCUCGUGGUGUCCUCACGGACGCCCCCUGCUGGCUGUCUGCUCCGGACUGUCCACCGCCGUCAGGGAGAGCUAAUGGGUGGAUUUUUAGGACAGUUGUCUUUCAACUUGUGUCUACCUGUUUCCUGUUUCUAUUCUUAGAGAAAUGUGUCGGUUUUUGAUCUGGCUCUGGGUCAGGACGUCCUGGCCAGAGGGCCCGGGGCCCGGGUGGGUCUGUGCUGGCAGUAAGCUGGUGUCGCCGCGCUGGCCUGUCCCAGGCCCCAGGGUGAGCCUCCCGCCAGCGUCCUCCUGACGGCAGAGUGCUGCUGGCGCCAGGCCAGGCCGUGGUUUUAGUGCUCAGAGCUCAGGGAGUGAGGGUCCAUACCAUGGAAACUGGUCACAGGAAGCUAGCGAAGCUCCAACGCAGCCUGAGGUGCCUCUCGGGGCAGGAAACUGACAGUGUGGACCCUGUGGCCGGGGUCUCGGGGUCUCUCCCAGGGGAGCAGUGGUGGCCGCGGGAUGGGGAGCUGGUUCUGAGGAUGCGCCUCAGUGUGGGUGGGCGGGUUUGACGCACAGAAAGCCGAAGGCCUGGAGCGCUCGGCCGGCUUCUGGAAACACACGGGCUCCUGCUCCCUGUCCCGCCCCCGGCCCUCCAUCAGCGACAAGCCAUGGCGUGCCCCGGGCAUGCAUGCAAUACCGCAGGACCAACCAGAGCAAUACUGAAUUGUCAUCAGAUCUAAAUAACAUAUAUAUUAACACACAAACUUUAUCUUCCUGCGUUUUUGAAACAAAGUAGUGCGUUGUACAUAUCCAUAAUCUACUAUAGUUAUUUCACUGUUUGUAAUAUUUCAGAAGUGCUCAUUCUUUGUAGAAUAAACAUGUUAAAUAUUUUAAAAGUUGCUUUGUGAUAAUUUUUCUAAGUCUGUAAUGUGUGGCUUUUACGUAAGUUCUCGGGAAACAUCCACAGCUCCCGGGUCUCGGCAGCUCGGAGCUCCGCCCAGGGGCGCGGAGCACGCCGAGUGGCUGUUAGGCCUGGGCGAUGUCUGUGCGUGUAUUUAUAGUUAAAGUGUUUUACUGUUCCAAUUCCAUUAUCUGUCAGAUUUUAAUUACUCUUCAGUUACAGAAAUCACCCUUGCAUUCUGGCUCCCAGCUGCCAGUGAUGUUCUGGAAACAAUGAACCAUUAAAUAAAGCUUUCGUUCUGACACCC